Molecule: messenger RNA, 2595 nt
Organism: Nipponia nippon (crested ibis)
Lineage: Eukaryota; Metazoa; Chordata; Aves; Pelecaniformes; Threskiornithidae
Source: RefSeq, a predicted model, not a curated record
AUGGCUUCAGGUACUCUUCCUAUGCAAGUUUCCAGGGAUUUUCUUCCACGAGGUUCUGGAAUCGUAACAAGACGACCAUUGGUCUUGCAACUCAUCACUGCCAAAACAGAGUAUGCUGAAUUUCUACACUGCAAAGGGAGGAAAUUUACUGAUUUUGAUGAAGUUCGUCAGGAAAUUGAAGUAGAAACAGAUAGAAUAACAGGAGUGAACAAAGGCAUUUCUUCAGUUCCUAUUAAUUUAAGAAUAUAUUCUCCACAUGUAUUAAGCCUGACUCUUAUUGAUUUGCCGGGAAUCACUAAAGUGCCAGUAGGGGAUCAGCCUCCAGAUAUUGAGCAGCAGAUCAGAGACAUGAUAAUGCAGUUCAUCUCUCGAGAAAACUGUCUGAUACUGGCUGUGACUCCCGCUAACACUGAUCUGGCCAACUCAGAUGCUCUGAAGUUAGCUAAGGAAGUGGACCCUCAAGGCCUUAGGACCAUUGGUGUGAUCACAAAAUUGGAUCUGAUGGAUGAAGGAACAGAUGCAAGAGAAAUUCUAGAAAACAAGCUACUCCCUCUUCGUAGAGGUUAUAUUGGUGUUGUAAACAGAAGCCAGAAAGACAUUGAUGGGAAGAAGGACAUAAAGGCAGCUCUUCUUGCAGAAAGGAAAUUCUUUCUUUCCCACCCAGCAUAUAGGCACAUGGCAGAUCGGAUGGGAACACCAUAUCUCCAAAAAGUUCUAAACCAGCAACUUACCAAUCAUAUUCGGGAUACCCUGCCAGCCUUCAGAAGCAAACUCCAGAGCCAGCUGCUUUCUAUAGAACAUGAAGUAGAGGUAUACAAAAACUUCAGACCAGAAGAUCCAACCAGAAAAACGAAAGCCCUGUUGCAGAUGGUACAACAGUUUUCAGUGGACUUUGAAAAAAGAAUCGAAGGAUCAGGAGAUCAGGUUGAUACACUAGAACUUUCAGGAGGUGCCAAAAUCAAUCGUAUUUUCCAUGAACGUUUUCCUUUUGAACUAGUGAAGAUGGAAUUCAAUGAGAAGGAACUGCGGAGAGAAAUAAGUUACGCCAUCAAGAACAUACAUGGUAUCAGAACAGGUUUGUUUACUCCAGAUAUGGCGUUUGAAGCCAUUGUUAAAAAGCAGAUAGUCAAGCUGAAAGGACCUUGCUUAAAAAGUGUGGAUCUGGUGAUGCAAGAGUUAAUCAACACUGUCAAGAAGUGCACUAAAAAGUUGGCAACAUAUCCAAGGUUGUGUGAGGAAACAGAAAGAAUUGUUGCCGGCUACAUUCGUGAAAGAGAAGAGAAGACUAAGGAUCAGGUGCUGCUGCUGAUUGAUAUCCAGGUUUCUUACAUCAACACCAAUCACGAAGACUUCAUUGGCUUUGCAAAUGCCCAACAAAGAAGCAGUCAGGUUAACAAAAGUGCAGUGGGAAAUCAGGGAACCAAUCUACCGCCUUCAAGGCAAAUUGUCAUCCGGAAAGGCUGGCUGACCAUCAACAAUAUUGGCAUCAUGAAAGGAGGAUCCAAGGAAUACUGGUUCGUUCUAACUGCAGAAAGCUUGUCCUGGUAUAAAGAUGAUGAGGAAAAAGAGAAGAAGUAUAUGCUUCCUUUGGACAACUUGAAAGUGCGAGAUGUUGAAAAGAGCUUCAUGUCUAGCAAACAUAUCUUUGCAUUGUUUAACACGGAGCAGAGGAAUGUUUACAAGGAUUACCGUUUCCUUGAGCUAGCCUGUGACUCCCAAGAGGAGGUGGAUAGCUGGAAGGCAUCUCUGCUACGAGCCGGUGUCUAUCCUGAUAAAUCCUCAGGGAACAACAGAACUGAAAACGAUGAGAAUGGCCAAACAGACAAUUUUUCAAUGGACCCCCAGCUGGAGAGACAGGUGGAGACAAUUCGAAAUCUUGUGGACUCCUACAUGUCUAUUAUCAACAAAUGUAUCCGAGAUUUGAUACCGAAAACAAUCAUGCAUCUUAUGAUCAAUAAUGUAAAAGAAUUUAUCAACGCAGAGCUCCUGGCUCACUUGUAUUCUUCCGAGGACCAAAACACUCUAAUGGAGGAGUCGGCUGAGCAGGCGCAGAGGCGAGAUGAAAUGCUCCGCAUGUACCAAGCACUAAAGGAAGCCCUAGCAAUCAUUGGCGAUAUUAGCACUAGCACUGUCUCAACCCCUGCACCCCCUCCUGUAGAUGACUCUUGGCUUCAGCAGGCCCGCAGAUCACCUCCUCCAAGUCCCUCAACUCAGAGGAGGCCUACAUUAAACAAUCCCCCAACCAGACCUUUAUCUGGCCGAGGACCCGCUCCUGCAAUCCCAUCUCCAGGCCCUCAGUCAGGGGCUCCUCCGGUCCCGUUCCGCCCAGGACCACUGCCUCCAUUUCCAAGUGGUGGUGAAGCCCUUGGAGGACCUCCCCAGGUUCCCUCUCGGCCGACCCGGGCUCCUCCCAGCGUCCCAAGGACCUACUACGGAAGCGACAGCAUUUGUACCCAGCGAGCUCUUGAAGAGGGUCUGGCCAUGCUUCACCUCUCAGGCUUCCCAGAUCCCGUCUCCCACGGGGGAGGGACGUGGGCCCCUGACAGCACGGUGUGGGCGGCUGACACUUGCCUUUCCCCACAGCAGAAGCUGUAG